Molecule: messenger RNA, 840 nt
Organism: Trichophyton verrucosum HKI 0517
Lineage: Eukaryota; Fungi; Ascomycota; Eurotiomycetes; Onygenales; Arthrodermataceae
Exons: 2
Coding region: 1-840 (279 amino acids)
Molecular function (GO): nucleotidase activity
Source: RefSeq, a predicted model, not a curated record
AUGCAGCUCCGUGUGGCCCUUUGCUUGCUCCCCCUCGCCGUUCGGGCGGCCAACAUUGUCUCCUCCAACGACGAUGGCUGGGCUGAGGUGAACUUGCACACCUUGUACAAUGCCUUGACCAACUCAGGACACAGCGUGGUUGUCUCUGCGCCAGCUGACAACAAGAGUGGCACUGGCUCCUCGGAUGCUAACCCAACCCCCCGUAACACUCCUUGCGAGUUCGACUCUUGCCCAGCUGGUAGUCCUGCCGUUGGCUACGACCAGAACAACCCACGAUUCAACUAUGUCAACUCUUUCCCCGUCACCUCGAUGAGAUAUGGCAUCCAGAACGUCGCCCCUCGCUUCUUCGGCGGCCGCCCAGACCUUGCCGUUGCCGGUCCCAAUGUCGGCGCCAACCUGGGCCGAACCGUCCAGAUCUCCGGUACCGUGGGUGCAGCCACCGAGGCUGCCCUUGAGGGUGUUCCCGCCAUUGCUUUCUCUGGCAGCGUCGGCCAUCUAACCGCCUACUGGGACUAUACCCCGAACUAUAGCGAGGUCUACGCUACCCUCGCCGCUCAGGUCACCAACGCCCUGCUGCAGAAUGCUAAGCCAAUCCUGCCCCCCGGUAUCUUCCUCAACGUCAACUUCGGCGCCGUUUCCGACUAUGACUGCACCAGCCCUGAUGACUUCAGCUUUGUCCUCACCCGCAUCCUGCCUACCUCCGGGAACCCCGACGUGAACAUCUGCGGUAACGGCGGUCGCCUGCCCACCGAGUCGGACAUUGUGAAGAGCGACGGAUGUUACGUUAGCAUUUCUGUGGCUACUGCCAGAGGUAAGAGGGAUGCUGACUCCUCUGCUUAG